UCACUGGUAGAAACACAGUUUGCUAAACCAUUUUAACGCGUUCCAAGCAUUCGUACGUAAAUAAUUUCAACAAAUAAAAACGGGAAAAUCAAAGGAUCCCGCGCACGAAACAACCCCGCGAGGCGACUGUUCUUUUAUUAUUGUUUAAACAAAAGAAAAUCGCCGUCGUUACGUCACGCUGGCUGACAACAAGGCCAUUUUGAUUUCGUGCACCCUUUUUACCCGACGUUCGGUUUCUGUUUUAAAAUAAGCGGAACCGUCUCCGGGCAAAAAAAAAAAAAAACGUGAGAAUUUUUGUGACCGGAACCGAAGAAAAAAGUGUCAAAAUUCCGGUGCCGACGAGAAACAGGGAUACCGUCCACGGUACCGGCGACAUGAGCAAAAGGAAAAACAGGGGAGGAUCUGUUAAGGCCCAAAGGCAGAGGUCUCUUGUAGGAGAUCUCUUAACAGAAGGGGUUUAUGGCAAUCCGGCCUUUAUGCAUGCGGCCACUUUACAAGUAGGCAAUAUUGCAAGGAUUAUCACUGCUUCUGGACAAGUAUGGGAAGGUGUGUUUAAAACCUACUCGCAAGGCUUCGAUGUGGUCCUAGAAGUGGCGGCACGUAUCGAAAACCCGGACGGGCCGGACUCACGACUGCUCACCGAAACCCACACCGAUCGACUCAUUUUUAAGGCCUGCGACAUACUGAGUAUGACUUUUAAGAAUGUGGACCUCGAUUAUCCGGUUAAAGACACGUUCCAGACUGACACGGCGAUUUCGGCACGGCAUAACGGCAAUAAAAGUAUGGAGGAGAAGGAGCUGGAACCGUGGGACGGGGGCCAAAUUAACGGGAACGAUGUCAGUUUGGACUUGGAGGCGUCGAACGGUUGGGAUGUCCAGGAUAUGUUUAGAAAGAACGAACAGGAAUAUGGGGUCACUUCUACCUUCGAUCACUCUCUGAGGGGCUACACUGUUCCAUUGCAAGCGAAUGAUUCGGCUGACUACAGAGAAGCUCAGGCUAAAGCGGAGCAGAUUGCCAAUGAAAUCGAGAAUCAACCGGCAUACAAAGCUCGAUUAGAAUUAGAAAAUGGAGACGAGGAGGCCGCAUUUGCUGCCGUCUCUAGGCCCGCGCAAGAUUCUGCUAACGGCAAAUACAUUCCUCCCGCUAAACGAAUGGGCCAAAACAAUGGAAAACUGGUACGAAACACACCCCCGCCCUCUGGCAGCUCUAGCAGUCAAAACUCACCCUCCCCCAAAGAUACACGGCCACCGGUACAAUAUCCACCGCCGAUGAACAACAAUCAACAUCCGGUACACCAGAACAGUAUUCACACAGUUCCAAACGCGCAUGCACCUCCUGUACAACCCCAACAGCCCUCGCCCCAACUGCAACAGCCUCAAUUGGUGGGACCGCCUCUGCCCCACAUGCACAACUCCCCGAUGCCGCCCCAAGUGGCGCCGCCCCCGCAAAUUCAAAACAUGCCGCCGCCACAGCAGCCGCCCCACAAUAUGCCGCCGCAUAAUCAACCCAUGCAACACGUGCCUUUACCGAACAAUCCGGCGCCGCCGCGACCCAACUCGCACACGCCGCCCCACCAGUACCAACAGGGUCCGCCCCCGCCCCAAAUUCGACCGCAGGGAGUGAUGCCGCACACGGGGGUGCCGCCCCCCGCGCACGUCAAGCCGCCCCAAAUGAACGGCGACCUUAAGUCGGGUCCGCAACAACGUCAACAGCGUCACCAACAGCAACAGCAGCAGCAGCAGUACCAGCAGCAGCAACAGAUGCAAGAGCGGGUGGUGGUGGUACAGCAGCAAGGACCGCCUCCGGGACAUCCCCAAGGGCCGCCGCCCCCACAUCAACAGCAAAUGCCGCAACAGUAUCAAGACGUUAAACCGCAAGAAGUUCCUCAGACACACCAAGCGCCGCCCCAGCAACAGCAGCAACAACAACAGCCGCCUCCACAGUCUCGACCGCCUCCGCCCCACCAUCCCCAUCAACCGCCCCAACAGCAGCAGCAGCAACAAGUUUCCCUCUCGCCCCAGAGCCAAGAGGCGCUCAAGGAGCUCCACGCGUUUUCGCACGAGUUUAAAUUGGCGCCGCCUCCACCUCAUCCGAUGGGCGGCGGGACGGAGUCGCCUCAAUUGGCGCCGCCCCAUAUGCCGCCUCCUUCGCAACAGGGCGGCCAGACACUUAGUUCCACCCUAUCGCCGAAUAGUAGUUGUAGCCUUAGUACGCUGAGUGGAAGUGUAACGGACCAAAGUCAAUCGUCCGGCUCCCAAAAGCAACCGAGCCCCGCGCAGAGUCCCCCGGGUAGCGAUAGUGAAAAAUUGCAAAGUACGAUCGCCAAAUCCAAGUUGAACCCCAACGCCAAGGAGUUCGUCUUGAAUCCCACGGCUAAACCCUUCCAACCCAGUUUUUCCAGAUCCCCGAGCACCCCAUCGGCCAGCAGACCGCACACCCCCCAAACUCCUUCCCACAGUCCGUACAUUACGACGGUGAGUGGCCCAGGGGGACCCCCGAUGCCCGUGAUGAUGCCGAUGCAUUAUAUGACCAUUAGUCCUCAGUAUCAGCCGCCACCGCCGCAAACGAAUAGAAUAAGAAAAAUACCGAUGGGCCAAAUAAGGACGGACAUGGCGUCCCAGAUGCAACACGCGGCCGCGGUGACAGGUCAGCCGCUCCUCGCGCCCGCCCCUUUACCGCAAUUCAUUUAUAAUCCGGGGGCGGCGGCUGCGGCCGCCCACUCGAUGAAUCAAGCGGCGGCCGCGGCCGCUUAUCAGCCGUCGGUGGCGGCGAUGCACGCCGCCACCCUCAGGAUGUACGACGCGGCGGCGGCGCAAGCUGCUGCCGCCGCCCAGGCACCCACGCAGAUGUCGUUCCUGCCCCCGCAACCGAGCGGCACCCCAUCCCCGGCGCAGGCCCAGUACAAUCCGGCCGCCGUUCAGCAACAACAAGGCCCCCCGCAAGGAUACCAAGUGCAGGCGAUGCCACCUCAGCAAGCCCCCUCCCAGAUCCCGAUGUUCUGUAUCCCUACGCAGCCGCACAUGUUGCCAAAUGUACCUUAUUUGCAGCAGGCGCCGCCCCCGGGCCCACCCCACCAACACGUACAGUUACUAGUUCACCAGCAACAUCCCUCCCAGGGCGGAAACCCCCACGGAGGUCCCAACCCUUAACGCUGAGCAGGGGCCGGACUGUUGAAUCAGCCGCCGUCGCUGUUGGAUCGGGUUCCCUUUUUUAAUAGAGAAAUUUAAUUUAAUUUUUACAUUUACGAUUAUGAUUAAUGUUAUUGCGCGCGGUAACGCGGGAGGAACCUCCUCUUUCGUCCUCUCCUUUACCAACGACCAUAUUCUCCCCCUUCUCCUCAUCGUAGUAGGCCCGAUGUCGUUCUUUGUUUACCAUGUACAGUCGCGGAUAGAGUUAGACAAAGAUUGAGCGUAAAUAUAGAAGACUGAUGAUCAAAGUAAUUGUUGAACGAUGUGAAAUAGUGGGCGGGCGGCGGGCCCUUUACAGAUCAGUGGAAAUAACGGUGUGAUUGUUAUUAUUGUUGCGUGUGCUACAUUAUGGUUUUUUUAUUAUAAGGAUUCUCUUAUAGGGUCUGAAGUGGUCACGUUAUGUUGUGGGAGGAGCUAGAAGGACUAUGCGCCAUGUUAGAAGGCGUGGCAUUGUUUUGUUUUUUUUUUACUAGGUGCAAUAGAUACAUAAUUCGUCAACCUAAUAUUACAAGGUUGUAUGUAACAAUUAUGAUAAUUUAGGAAAAAUCGAUUUAAAAAAAUGGUCUUACCUAAAACGCAAACGAUUAAGUACUUUUCUUUUUUUAUUAAACAAGAAAAUUAAAUGGACAGUAAAAAUAAUUUAUUUUGAUAUAAAAUUCCAAAAAAACAACAUUUUCUUCAAAAAAUAAUUUAUUGAAAAAUAACAGGAUUCCGUUAUAUUAAAAAUAAAUUUUCUUUUUUCUAAAUGUAACAUAGAAUUUUGUAACACAAAACUAGUAUUUAAUUUAACAUACACAGCAAAGCAUAUGACUUUUAUUUUCGGCUAAAAAUACUUUCAUAGUAUUGCCUGUCCAUCUCGGGAAUCCAUUUAUACAUAGACUUUAUUGCCUCCACUUUACUUGAUGCAAGGGGAAUAGCUUUAUCGCAUCUUUUUAAUUCCAGUGGAAUAACUAGUUGUUCUGUUUCAGCUGUAACAUGCCCCUUUCUCAAUUUUCUUUGAUGUAAAUUUAGAGAUUUAAAUUUUUCUGUGAGGUUAAAGGUAUCUUUAUACUUGAGUUCGAAAAACGAUCUAGAAAACUGCAAAGAAACUACUUUUGAAAAUGGCACAGCAUUGUAGUUGAGUUGGCUUGAAAAAGACUGAAAGUCUAUAAAAUCUUCUUGUUUCAUUUGGAUAAUUGUUUAUGGAUUAUGGAGAUUUACUUUUAAAAGGUAUCGUAAAAGAGAUAAAGGAGAAUAGUAUUCUACCUUAUUUAAUGACCUUUCGAUUGAACUGUGGAUUGCAUCUACUUCUCGGAUACAAGCAUGACCAGGAAUAGAAAAUAUCAUUGUGAUUUUUGAUAGGUUGUUGUGUUUUUGAAUUAGGUGACUAAGGUCAUAACUCAUGAGACUAUUUCUAUUUUGCGGAACGCAGCUGUCGCUCCACAAAAUAAUUUUUGUAAAUUCUGGAUUGUCCUGCAUAACUUUAUCAAGUAUUUUGUAAACCGCACUUGCAAUGUCAUUUCCCUUUCUUCCAUGUAAAGCUUCGCUCCACACAGCACAGUAUACUUUAUGGAGAGGUGUCCAGUCAUAUUGUAAACAUUUAGUUUACUUUUAUAAAAAAAGUUUUUAUGUCAGCUUUUGGGCAUGUUAAAACGUUUUCUAGAUCAAAGCAGAGUUCUCUUUUUUCUUGAAUUAUCAGGCUUUUUUCCUUUCCUUCUCGGCCAAGGACUAUCAACUUUAGUAGUGUUUAAAAUAUAGUUCUUUUUUUCAACAGCUGAAAGCAGAUAAUAAUUUUUUAAAAUCUCCUUUCGUUGUUCAUCGCUUAUUAUUCGAGAGCAUUUUUGUAAACAAUCUUUUUUGUUUUUAAUCUCCUUGGCGAGAACGACCUUUUUUCGCAGAAGAAAUAUAUUCAAGGCCCCGAUCAAAUUUAGUUUUUCUUAUAUUGCAUGCCCAUUCGAAUGUAAUUUUUUGUCUUUUGCGUGUUAACUUUUUGUUUAUCUCAUUUAUCAAAUUAUCUUCUUUAGAAUCCGUAGUAUCAUGUGAGGUUGCUGCGUUAUGAGAAUUAUAAUAUUCUGUUUCAGGGUCUUUUUGUUUUAAGGUGUUUAGCGUUAACGUAGUGGAACAACCGGGAACAUUUCUAAAACAAGAAUUUAAAACUGUUGGAAAUAAUUUAAAAUUUGCUAAUAUCUUGUAAAAAAAUCGUUUUAAAAAACCAAAUAAAACAAUAACAAUUUUUUACCUAUUAAAAUUUAUUUGCAGCUGAACAGAAGACGGAUGAGAAGAUUUUUCAAUCUCAAAUUUGCUGUUUACUUUAAAUUGCAUUGCAGAAUUAGAAGCCUUAUACGAGCUAGUAGAGCAGCCAGGAUUCUUUCUAAAACAAAACAUAAAUCUACAUUAUUGCGUUUUCCUUGACUAUACAGAAAAUUUAAAAUGGUUAAAGUAAUAUACAUAUAACAUAACAAUAAGUUAAGAACCAAAAAGUAAUAUGAUAACUUAUAUACCUAGUUAAAUGGCUUUCUAAGUCUGACUCUUCACAUUCCCUUUCACUGCUACUGGAUCGGGUUGGAAUGUUAAUAUAACGACCACGAAUUUUAAUUCUAAAAUCAAUAAAAAGUGAAAAAGUAAAAAAUUAAAAAUUCAAAAACGUAAGCUUACAUAGCUAAAAUAAAAAUUUCAAAAAUCUUACCUGCAUUCUUUUUUCUUUUUUGAUUUUUCAGGAAAUGUACAUUCCUUGUCUUGGUCAGAAUCAUAACCGUAGCCAUCACUAAUAUCAGUCUCAUUUAAUGCCAUAUUUUUAAAUAAACUUCUCAACAAAUACUUGCUCUGCUCCGAUAAACGUUUUAAAAUGAAUUAUAAAAGCAACAUUUGCAGGGUUCUAUGUUAGUACAUAGAACCCUGUAAUAUUUAUUAUUUUAUUAAACAUUUAUAUUCUAAGGUUCUAUGUUUAACUUACAACUAUGAUAUAUCCAUUUGUCAUAAUUUUAGGUAUACACCUUUGGUUUUUCUUAUAUUACCAGAGUUCUAUGUGAGCUUUAAAUUUAUUUCCAAAAUUAUAGUGUAGGGCUCACCACAUGGAACUUUGUGAUAUUACAAACCAAAUUUCCCUGGAAAUGUUACAUACAACCUUGUAAUAUUAGGGUGACGAAUUGUUGUUUUCAUUUUAAAUUUAUCGGCAGUCAAGAAAGUUAAUAUUUGUCAAUAAGUGGAAGUUUUUUUCGCUUUUCCCCGGUAUGUGAUUCUUAGCGGCUCCUAGUACUUUGUAGGAGGAGCCUAAUAAUUUGACAGAACGGUCACGUGAUCUAUGGUUUCGUUUUGAUUGGUGCAUUGCUUCAGUAAGAAAAAAGAAUUUAGUGAUUAAACUUUACCCUUGUAUAUCACUCUUAUUAUAUGGGAGCAGCCAAGAGGUAUCACGUGACAUGUCAACCAAAUGGAAGGCGUGGCUUUGUUUCUUCACAGUUUUGAUAUUUGCUCUCAUUUUUUCUAGAAGUUUAAUUUUAGCUUCAUUAAGCAAUCGGGUGAUUCCGUGUUUCUCGUUAUUAACUUCAACUGCCUGAAAGGAAAACACUAUUUUUUAAUAUACAGGGUGGUCCAGUUUAAACGUCAUUAAUUUUAAUUAAGUGAUACAGAAUUUAAAAAGAAAUAGACUUUCAUUAUGAAAAUUUUCAUAGAAAUGUUUAACAGUCGCACUGGGACCCUAACAGUGUAUCCGGAGAAUAUGGAAGGAGGGGGGUUAGGUACUAACCCCAGGUUUCCUUGAAACCGGAACAGGGGGGUUAGCGACUGACCCCAGAUUUUUGUGUGUGUAGGUGCUUUUUUUUAAAUAAUAAAAUCAAUGAUCUUAUUGAAAAAAAAAACAUUUUAUUUUUUUAAAGACUUUAAUAAAAAAUAAGUGCAAAAAAACUAAUUAUUAUUACAGAUUGUGCAAUGUCUAGUUGUUUUAAUUUGUUCGCUGGCCGUAUGCCUAGGGCAAAUAUACUUUUCGCAAUUAGAACAUGCCUUCAUAUAUUUUCUUGAUCAGCCGAUCUUGGACAAAUAAAACAUCUUCCUUUUUUGGGAAUCUUCUGCACAGCGGACCGAGUAGCUGGUCCAUUUGCCUAUCGACGAACUAAACCUCUUGUUGUGUGCUGGUCCUGUUGACAUUCCAAACCAAAAAUUUUCAAAGAAGCUAUAUAUUUAUUUUGGAGUCCCUUAUACUUUGAACGAUUUCUCAUGUUGAUUUGACACAACUCCUUGCCUAAGCAUUUUAGAGAUAUUUUUCUCCCAGAUUUUUGUUUUGGAUUCUGUCUUGCCCAGUUCUCGUUAGCUUUUAUGAAAAGAAUAUAGGAGUUAUAGGCAACUAUAUCGAUCAGAUUGAAAAAAACAGCCGUCGGCCAUCUUCUUGUGCCACACACACACAUGCUACAACUAUAUGCCCUUACAUAUUUAUCAAGCGUAUCGACGCCGGCUUUUGUGGAAUUAUAGUACAGAAUAAUUUUUGGCUUGUCAUUUUUCACUUGCAUAUUAUGAUGUUGUGUAGAAAGAACAGUGACGACCUUCUUCUUUUUGGGUACAUAACUUACAAGUGUUUCACGGUCCCGAAAAGCAAAGCGAAUAGUGCCGGGAGUUGCAUACUUCAACGAUUGUGGUCUUAGUUCUGGUAGAACAUCUUUUCUAUUACUCAUUAUUGUUCCCACGACUGUAAGAUUUUGUUUUAACAAAGCAUUUGCUGUUGGCACUGACGUAAAUUUUCUGUCCAUUGUGAUAUUGCGACCACUAUUCUGCAAUUUUGCUAAUUCUACAAGACGUUUUACGACUUCUGGACCACUAUUGUAUUCUUUGGGCUGAUUGAUUACUUUUCCAGCAUAUGGUUCUGCAGCAAAACAUUAGUAGUUUUAUGAGUCACAGAGCACAUUAGCUUCGAUCCCAUAUUUACCAGGUUUUGUCGGAAUAUAUAAACGGAAUUUGCAUCUGCCAUGGAAUGUUAUAAGCUCCUCGUCUAUUACAACUGACUCUGAAGUCUGGAAAUUUGCCUGUGACACGCUCCCAUAUAUCGCUUGCUGCAGCAAAGUUGUCGUAUUCUUUACGAACAUCUCGAGUAGUUUUAUCAUUAAACCUUAUACAUUUUUGGAGUAGUUGGAAACGGUAGCGUGGUAGCCCUAUAAAUUGGCAAAUUCUCUUCAUUGAAUAAGUCGAUAAGCGGAUCUUUGUUUUGCUUGUAAGCACCUGCUGUUAUCAAGAAGCCGAUGUAGCCUAAUAUUUCUUCUCUUUCAAAACUCCUAAAUUUUUGUAUGAAAGAAGAUUGUGGAGUGCUUUCUUUUACAAGGGCGAGUUUCUGGUUCGUAUAUUGCGAAAUAAAUUCGAUGGUGUCGUCAUCGAAAAAAAGUCGAAUCGCUUCAAGUGGCGUUUUACUCCAUUUUUGAGACCUGGCGCUUCUUUCAUAACAUUAGCAGCAAUUUGCCUUCGUCGGGCAAUAGGAUCAGAUUUCCAUGUAAGACCUGAUGCAGAAAUCAUGUCAGAAUUAAUUUGAUUUAUUACAGAUUUAGGCCGUGGACGACGUCUUGCUGUAGAAUCUGGAAAAAAACAAUCAAAACUACUAAUAAACCAUUUUGAAGAUAGAAGUACCAUUAUUUUUUUCCGUACCACUACUUUCCUCAUCUGAUUCCUCAUCCAUAAUUUCUUCAGAAGAUUCAUGCUGCUCUGAUUGAAUAUUUAAAGCUAAUAUAUGUUACUUACUAGAUAAUCAGUUAUUUUCCGUUUCUUGACAAAAGCGAUUGUGCUGUUCACCUUGAUCGUCAUCGGAUUCUUCAUCUGAACUUUGCAAAUCUGGAUCUAUGUAAUCCCUCACAUCAUCUUCAUCCUCAGCAUAAAGAGCUUCUUCCAAUUCGCGAUCGGUCAAAUAUCUUCAUAUCAAAAUGAAACAGUUAGAAACUAUAAAAAAACUGUAUCAGCACUGAACUACACAACAACUGUAACGAUACUACUGGUAAAAAGUCGCCAAACGCGGACACAUCAGUAUUUUUACAAAGGCGUAGGCAUUUGGAAAAAUACCGAUAGGAUAUUUUCCAAAUGCCUGGAUUGAAAUUAAAAACAGCUAAGGAAUGCUACAAAAAAAUAGGGGGAGUCAGGCACUGACCCUUUUUUUUACAAAUCCAAGCCUAAUUUUCUUUUUUUUUUCAAAAUUUUUGUAGCUGGCGUUUCUGUACAAUUAAACUAAGAUAUUUUAAAAAACAGUGCCUUAAAUCGAAAUUUUGCAAGAACAACUUUUUUUCCAAAUUAAAUGGAAAAUCUAACAGUUGACUUCUUAUAAAAAAAUUAUUUUAUCGCCUCGCAGAUUUUAGGCAAAAAAGGACCCAUUACCCAUUCCCUCCGUAUGUUAAGCCACUGGCAUUUUUUUUUUAAUUGGCUUCAUCAGUAAUUGACAAUUCACUACAAUAACCUGCAUGUUAAAUUUAAUUAAAAUUGAGCUGGUAGUUUAAAACAAAUAAUUGAGGAGUUUGCUGCAAGAUGGAUGCAGCUUCAUUUUUGGAUAUUAUUGGGAAAUUAAAAAAAAAACAUUUAUUUUUUUAAUCUUUUGUUUAUAACAAACAAACAAAAUUUUAAUAAAAUAAAGAGAUGUUUGGGCGAUAUUUAAGGCCAUUUUUAAUAUUAUAUUAUUUUAAUAAAUACAUAAAAAACAUUAUAGAAAAAUGGAGCUGCAUCUUUCUUGCAACAAAUGCGUAAAAAAUACAGAUUUUGUCAGGAAAAAAAACACGAAUAAUUAACAAAAAUACUUUUUAUUGUCUAAAAAACCAAAAUAAUGUAUUUUAAUAUGUCAUUCCAUGGAGAUAAUACAAAUUAAAAAGCUUAUUAUUGUCAAAGAACGGAGAUUUUUAUGAAUAAAUCCCGGAAUAAAUAUAAAAAAAUGAGAACCUUAUUCAUGUUCUUAAAAAGGACAAACAAACCAAACUAGUGUGAUAUAUUAUAAGUACAACAUUAUACUAAAAAUAGUAAAUGACAUUAACGCAAAGGAAAAUAAGCAGUAAAACCUACUUAGUUCGUACGCUGCUCAUGUAUGUUACUGAUCUGCCUGGUCGUCAUCCUCUGUUCCAGAUACGUUAUCAAGUUCUUGGGUCGCUGCCAGUGUUUCACUUGUGAGCUGGUUGUAAAAUACCAUUUGGUCUAAUGAAACAAAUCGUGUAGCCAACUGCAAUACAUCCGUAUACUUCGCUUUUUUUAAAGGUAUUGGUUGAUCAUAGACUGGUAUACCUAGGUCCAGUUUAAUAUCGUUUUGAAUAUCCCUCAAUAUUUGAAAUUUAAUAAAUAUUGGGAGACCAGUAGAAACACUUACUCUUAUACAGUGUGUCCCACUUAAGGAUUAGCCACCCCUCUAAAAUUUUUGUUUCUAGACCAAUUUUCAAAAACUUUUUUUUGUUGUAUAGAUGGUCAAAAAUGGCACUUAUGAGCCAAGUUCGACAUUUAGAGAAAGCAGGUCAUGGCCUACUGUAUUCAAGUUUGAAAUGCGAAAAAUCGAGAAGUAGUAUUAGCGAUAUUUAUUUUUGAAAAAUGGUACUGGAUUAUUGUUCAGGACCACUUAGAACAUAAGUGUACCAAAUUUGGUUAUGAUAGUAUACAGGGUGUUGAAAUAAAUUGGAGUCAAAUUUUUAAAAGGCGCAAUAACAUUCUUAAUCAAAUACGAAUAUUUUUUAAAUUUUUGGCUAAUUGGCAUGCGUCUUGAGAACACAAAGGUUGGAAAUAUCCUUCAAUAAACAAUCGAUCAUAUUACCAUACUAUUUUGGGCUUCACAAUAAUACAACUUCAUUUAUAAAUUUUUUAGUUUUAUUUCAUUGUUAGGUUGCAAUUCACACUUCACUAGUUACUUAAUAAUGUAAUGUAGGCUAAGCAGCAAAAACUGAAAAUAAUUACCUCAAGGAAUUACCUAACACCAAAGAUAAUAAUACUACUAGUAUCUUAUCUUUGCUAACACUCAAAUUUAAAAAUUAAUGCCACAAAACUAAAUAUUAGUUUCUUCAAUAUGUCCUCCAUUAAUUCUUAUACAUUUUCCUAUGCGUCUUCUGUCGUUUACUACCACCUCUUUUAAAUGUACCCUGCUUAUUUUAUUACACUCUUGUCUAAUGCGCUCACAAAGAUCAUGUAGAGUUUGCGGUCUUGAUUUGUACACUUUGUUUUUAAGGGUUCCCCAAAGAAAAAAAUCUAAGGGAAAAAGGUCGGGGGAACGUGCUGGCCACUGAAUUAAUGGACUGUUUCGUAUUAUCCAUCGAUUCGGAUAAUUCUGAUUUAGCCAAUUCCGCACUACCACUGCAUUGUGGAUAGGCGCACCGUCAAAUUGUAUGUGUAAGUUUUUUGUUUCGGCUAACGGCAAAUCAUCGAUUACGUCACUAAAAUCACCUUCCAGGAAUCGAAGAACAUUAAGUCCAUUUAGAUUUUCAUUAAAGAAAAACGGCCCGAUUAUACGUUCGUUCAAGAUACACCCCAUACGUUAAUUUUCUGUGAAUACUGCCUUUUACAUUGUAUCACCCAAUGGGGAUUUACGUUACUCCACAUUCUAAUAUUUUGAGAUAACACAAUGCCGUUUGUAGUAAAUGUUGCCUCAUCGGUGUAUAAAAUAUUUUUCAACAAUGUAGGGUUAGUCAAAUACUCGCCUUGUAACCACAAACGAUAUUUCAUCCUGCGUUCUUCAUCCCCGUGUUCCAAAGUGUGAAGGAAUAUAGGCUUGAAAGGCUUCUUGUUAUUUUUCUUUAAAAACCUCCAUAUGCAAUUUUUGGAAAUAUUUAAGUUGGCACUAGCAACUCUAAUGCUAGAUUGCGGAUUAGCAUUAAAGUAUUCAAGAAUUAUUUGGUUAUUAUUAUUUGCUCGAUUACGAUGUAAAUGAGGACGUACUCCGGCUACUGAACCAGACUGAACAAACCCGUAGUUUAUUCUGGCUAUUGUUAAAUGGUGGAUGUUUUUACCAGGAUGUCUCCUGUUAAAUUUCGCCGCAGCUUCACGAAAUGUUCUAACUCCAUCGCCAACUAGCCGCACUACUUCAACUCUUUCGUUUAAAUUAUAAUCACCCAUAAUUGUUCGCAGUCAAAAUGAACUAAAUGCAUGAAAACUUCGACAAACUGUCAGGAACAUUUUCUUUCAUAGCAUACUUGGGUAAAAUUCCCAAAAAAUAAUUUUUAACCAGACACAAUCAUACCUUUGGAAUUUAACAAACAAACUCAUAAAAAAACAAACAAAUUGAGCCCAAGAUAGUAUGAUAAUAUGAUCGAUUGUUGUUGAAGUAUAUUUCCAACCUUUGUGUUCUCAAGACACAUGCCAAUUAGCCAAAAAUUUAAAAAAUAUUCGUAUUUGAUUAAGAAUGUUAUUGCGUCUUUUAAAAAUUUGACUCCAAUUUAUUUCAACACCCUAUAUACUAUCAUAACCAAAUUUGGUACACUUAUGUUUUAAGUGGUCCUGAACAAUAAUCCAGUACCAUUUUUCAAAAAUAAAUAUCGCUAAUACUACUUCUCGAUUUUUCGCACUUCAAACUUGAAUACAGUAGGCCAUGACCUGCUUUCUCUAAAUGUCGAACUUGGCCCAUAAGUGCCAUUUUUGACCAUCUAUACAACAAAAAAAAGUUUUUGAAAAUUGGUCUAGAAACAAAAAUUUUAGAGGGGUGGCUAACCCUUAAGUGGGACACACUGUAUAGUUUAAAUGUUCCUUACUAUACUCAAAUAUUCGGUAUUUCGAAAUUUGGAAUCUUUGCCGGUUAGCACUUAAGAUUACUUUUUUGAAGUGGCCGUUAAAAUGAGUGCUAAAGUUGAGAAUCGUGUUUUGUCUCACUAAAACGGAAAUAAACUGCUUCGAUCCUUGCUGGAUAUAAUCAACGUACUGUUGGGGAUUAAAAACGUAGUCCUUCUUUCUUAAAAAUUUUUCAAUGACACCAAAGCACCGGUCACACGGUAGGAAGCUAUGACCCGGCUCAGGAAAGCGAUGAACAACUUUUUGAAUAGACGAUGUGCGUACAAGUAAAUACAAAAACUGCACCAUUAUUGACUUUUUGUUUUGCGCUGCCGCAUUAUCCGAAAAUAGGUACAAAACCUUGACGUUUUGAGGAAUUAUAUAGGUAAUGUAAUGAUAUAAAAGUGACACUACUUCAUUAGGCGAUUUUCGAGCCGUAGUUUCAUCUAUAUAGAUAAAAGUGCGCUUUGUUAGUCUUACCAGAAUGGAUGCAAAAGUUAUAUGUCCACAACUGGCGUUUGUAGAAAGCCUCACCAACAGGAACUUUUGGGAGAGGAAGAUUUUGCUGGUGGUCAAAAGUCAAAACUUCCACUUCAUCGCUAUUUUUACACAAGCCAGUCUUUUCUUUUAAAUUCUUAAAAAAACAUAUCUGCCUUAAUUUUGUGACUCUCCUUAUCCAUUUUCAACUCCUUUCUUUCAUUUUCGUCAAGGGUUACAUCUUUAAGUUUGCUAUGCAACAUAUCAUUUCUUACGUGUCCGAGCGAGGCGCACCAAAACUAUAGUUAAAGUUUUCUUUAAAAAAUCGAUAAUAAAAGUCAUACGUGACUUGAGGUUUGUAUUCAGAGUUGCUCGCACUUUCCGGCUCAUAAAGUUCAUGCAUUUUUUUGACACUUAAGUCCGGAGACAAAUAAAAUCGUCGAGACUUAUUCCUACUAUAGUGGGACUCUUCGUGGAAAGCUUUUAAUAUGUGUGGUUAAAUUUUGCAAGAUAUCCUCUGAUUUUCGAUUAGGUCUAGUUUUAUGCUUUCCCUUGUCACAAAGCAAUGAUGCAAUAUUCCUGGCACGAAAAGUUUGCGCAAUAUGGUCUACUCGUUUCCUUGAUAUACCGUGAAUCGAGCCAAAAGCAUGUCUACAAACUCGUUUGUUUGGAUUGUUGUCCCAACUUUAUAAAAUACUUAUGAGAACAAGUACGAUCUUGUCUUUGAUUGUUCUUUUUACGAACUCUUUGAAUAGAUGUCGUUUGAAUCAGACCACCUAAAUAAGUAUUUUACAAAUUUCUGUCACCGAUUUUGUUAAAUUUUCUAAAAUGGUCUUCCUUGUUUCUUCAUCUAAACUCCUGGACAAAAUUAUCGCACCACUAAUUCAUAUCACCACUAAUCACAUAUCAGUUAAAACAGUUAUAAUAUCUUUUCUCGUAUAAAAAGCAGAACUGGACAAAAACUAUGUUUAUGCUUUAUCAUGGAACAUGCUGCUCGUGAGGAGUGAGAAUACAUCCGCAGGAAAGUUUUCAUAAUUUGAUACGAGGAAUGCUGCGAAGACUUCAAGCGGUCAUUGCAGCUAGAGGUGGCAAUACACGUUAUUAAGAAUUCAUUAUGGGUCUAUUGUUUUAUUUUUGUAUCAAAAUUGAAGUUAGUGAAAAUCGAUGCUAAUUAGUUACUUAAAUCUCGUUUUGUUAAAUAGAAUAUAAUUGUUUUUGUUAAUUAAUAAUGCAUAGUUAACAAUGCUUAUAAGUUUGCUUAUUUUUUUAUCUUUAUUAAAAAAAAAUCUCUAAAAAUCAAGUGGUGCGAUAAUUUUGUCCAGGAAUUCAUAUUCUGAAAACACCUAUACCUACAGUUGCAGUUAGUACCAGUUGAUCUCGGCCCUUUCUCUACGCCUUUCCAAUCAGUAUAUAUUUUUCCUUCUGAAAUCGCCUUUUUUUUAACGUUUCUUUUCCACGCAGCAGGGUUGGCACUUUUUCUGUUCAUCACAGGUAUUGUGGGCUCCUCUUCGGAUACAUCAUGAGAACCACCUUGAAGUUCCGUAGUCUUAACGGUUUGUUUGUUCAAAGAAGUACGUUUUUUCUUUGGAUAUUUCUUGGCAAGUGAAGUCAGUGGGGCGAUUCUGUAAGAAAAAUAGGGAAGGCGUUAAAUUUGUUAUAUCAAGUUUAUAUUUUUUUACUUUUUAAAAUACACAAAACUGCAGCCGAAUUUAAUAGCAAAAUUUACAGUAUUUACACAUAAGAAAGUACCAGGAUUAGAAAAAUCGUUCGUAAUAACUAUUUACCUUACAGAAUUCCCCCCCAGGACCUCAUCAAGGGCUUCAUCAGAACUUGAUGGCACAAUAGGCCGUUUUUGUAAAACAACCAGUUUUUUUCUUCCACUUCGUUUUCUGGAUGAAGGCCCAGCCACUUCAGGAUCAGAAGUUUCGUCUAAACUUGUAGGCUCAUAUGCUGAGCCACUAGGAGCAAAUGGAUCUGACUCAGAUUCACUCAUUUUUAAAAAGCACGAAUGAGCCACGAAACUGCAGGUCAAAACGAGUCAACAGAGCUAGAAGCAGAUUAAACUACGCAGAGCCCAAAACACGUGUUUUUUUAUCGCGCGAAAGCGUACCGUACUCACAAAAUGCAAAUGAUACACUGGAUGAGAUUUUUCACAUUGCGAGUCGCGACGCAGCGAAGCCGACGACUCGCGUCUAUAUCCCAACACUAUUGCGGAGAAUGCGCUUGUCAGGCAAAAUAUAAUAUCGCAUUUAAAUUUGGAAGAUGGGAAAACCAUGUAUCGUUCUAAGAGCAUUUUGUAUUUUUUUUGAGUAGGACAUAUUUUUUCUGCUCGUAAAAAUAGUACAAAAAAUAGUACAAAAUUUUAUUUGUAACUCUUUUUUAUUUUGUUUUAAAUUAUUGUAUUUAGGAAAUACACAAAAAUAAUGUUAUUCUUUUCGUUUAAUAUAAAAAAAUAUCGUGUAAUAUCACUUCACUAUCAAUUAAUUAUCACAAACAAAGUUUACUAAAGUAACUCAACUUUUCUCUUUCUUUUCCUUUUUAGGGAUUUCAAAGAUGUAGUUACUGGUAAUGGCUGUCUACGAUUUUGUAAUUCAGAUUUCUUGUUAUGAGGGUAGUACUCACUAGAAACUAGAGGGCUUAUUGUAGUUGUUUUCAUUGCACUAAUAGCAGAAAUUAUAGUUUUGAUGUUUUUCUUUGCAUAAGUAAUUUCUUCUAAAUUAUUGCUAUUUGAUAUCAAGCUUGUCAGAAUGCUUAGUUCUUCCAGAGUUGACUUUUUUUCUAACUGAACGGUAUCUCUAGUGUUUUGAUUAAGUUGGCAGGAUAUAAGCUGAUGUUCAUCAUCAAUAUUAUUUUCAUCAAUAUAUAAUAAAGAAUCUUCAUCAUUCAUGGAGAAAAUAUUUGCUCGUGGAGUAGGAGGGUACCUUGUACAAACCAUAUGUAUAUGUUUACACAUGUUAUACUGUAUAGCAUAAUCGUGGCAAGUACAUGAAUAUGUAUGAAGGCAGCAUUUACAUUCAUUGCAAUUAAAAUUGCAUUGGCAUACUUCAUGAGUAUCUUUAAUGCAUUCAACAGUAUAGUAUUCUAAACCUGGAGUACUAUUCGUGUUCUUAGAUGAAGCAACAAGCCAUUUCUGUUUAGGAAUAUCUUCAAAAAUUUGAACAGUGUGCGUAAAUUGCUCGGCAAUUUUAUGACGUUUUCUUAACUCACUAAGUUUAUAGGGAACCCUGUUUCUUGAUAUUGUCACCAAUCUUCUUAAAAAUUUCAUACGAAGGCAUUCUAAAAUGUUAUUAAUGCUGACAUCCAGUCUUCUCUGACAUUUUCCUGCCAUUUGAGGAUUAUGUUUCAACUCCUGGUGCCAUUUUUCCAGACACAUGUUAGUGUUCUUUUUAAAUCCUUUCCGGAAACAAUGGGCCCAUUGUUCAGGUCUUUUUGCAUAGUAAGUGGCAAAGUACAGUCCAUAUUUUUUUGUAUCCUCAUCACUAGUUAUACUUUUUAUCAGAUUAGUCAUCAUUUUCUGGAAAGUUAACUCAUCAAGUUCAUUAAUUAAUAAUUUUAUAUUUUUCUUAACUUCUUUGCGUUUUUCAACCGAAUUUAUUUUAGAGAGAUUAUCAUUAAGAUUUCUUUUUACAUGCCAGUCACAUAAAACUUUGUUAGGUGAAUGUUCAUAAACUUUCACAAAGGCAUUAUAAAAUAUAUUACAAUCGUCCGACAUAAAAAUUCUGGGCUUAAGUUCUGGAAAUUUUUCUUUUAGACAAGAAAAAAAAAUCUUAUUACUUCUGUCUGGGUAAUUGACCAUAAAAAAGCUACUAGAAACCCUUCGUAGUCUUCAUCGACUACCAUAAGUGUUGUAAGCUGUAUUUUGUACGGGAUUGGUCCCAUGAGUUGAAUCAAUCAUUAAAAUGUUAUGCCCAUAUUUUGCAAGCAUUUCUGUUUGAGCUGCAUUCAUAAAAAUUAAAAGAAAAUUAUUUUUUCCUAUGGUACUAUGUUCUACACCAUAAGGUUUAUACAAUAAUAUAAAAUUAUCCAAGUUAGACAUCUUUUUCAAUUUUUCAAUUAAAAUAGUUACACUUUUAGUGUCGUCUUCAUCAAAAAUCAUGUCUGAAUUUAUUUUAAAGGAUUUACUUACAUUAUGUAAGUCAUGUUUUGUUGUAUAGCUAAUUCUGGCUGAAGGGUUAAAAUUUUUACUCAAAUCAUUCAAAAUUUUGUAAUGGGGAAUUCCUUGAAACAUUUUUCCUGCUAAUUGUUCACGUUCAAACUGUGUCAUUCGCAGCCUUCCUACUUCCAGCUUAUGUCCUAUGUGGGUGGAUAUAUACUUGACCAUAAUGUUCCCUUAAAAAAUAAUGACAAAAUUAGGAAACAUGCCAAUUUCAGUAGAAAUGUUUCUACUAUUCCUAUAAAAGUAAUCUUAAAAAUAUAGUACCUACCUUUGUAAUUUAUAUUUGUUGUUAUCCUUGCUGGACAAAUAGACCCAAUUUUAUUUGAACCCUUAACUUUUGGUUGCCGCUCUCUUUUUGUAUUUUUGACAUUUUCUGUGUAGUUUCCAGAUCGGUGACAAAUAUAUUUUAUUAUUUUUGAUUUGUCAUUGAGACUUCUGGAAUUUAAAAGAACAUAUGAUGACUGAUUAUUUGUCUCUAUAUCAAGCUUCCACUCCUUAAACUCAUCAAAUGAAUUAAAUUCCAGGUUUUCUUGCUUCAAUGGUAAGUCAUGCACAUUGGAAAAAUGCUGAUCCAGUUCAGUCAUUAAAGAAAACAAAGUGCUGCAUAAAGGGCAUUUUAAGGUCUUUAAAGUGGAUGGUUUCACGAAAUCUUUGUGUUUCCUUUUCAUGUGAACGUUAAUAUUUGAUUUUGUACUACAUUUCGUCCCACACUCCGUGCAAACAUACACAAUUUUUCUACAAAAAAUGGGAAUUAAUAUUCUUACAAUCUCAAUAAUGAUAAUAACUUACUGGGCAUUAACCUGCUCCUCCAUUUUUUGAAAUGAAACACAAGAACACAAUUGUGAUAUAAAACAAAUAACAAGUGAUAAUCACAUAAUAACUUUGCCAGAUUUGCCUUUGCAAAAUAACAAAUAAACCACACUCCGCAUCAGUCCACACAACAACAGCUGAUGGGAUGGAAAGAAUGUGACAUUUAACAUUGAACGACCAGAGGCAUGCGCAAUGUCUCGCAUUAGUGUUGGGAUAUAGACGCGAGUAAGCCGACGGACUAUGCGCAAUCCCAACGAGCAUUUACGAUCGCUUGGUGCAAAAAAUUACACGCACCCAUAUUGCACCAAACGAAUAAGGAUGCAAAUACAAAAAUUCGUGUAACUUAUUAGCCUAUUUAUUAUCGGAUCUGCAUCAUUUUUACACCAUUGGAUUCGCUAUAUUUUUUACAUAUAGCGUAUGUUUUAACAUUAAUUGACCAAAAAUUGGAGCUGUACCCAUCUUACAGCAAGGUCCUCAAUUAUUCUUAAUUUUAACACCCUGUAUCUUUGUUACUAAACAUUUCUGAGAAAAAUUUUGUGAUGAAAGUCUAUUUCUUUUUAAAUUCUCAUUCACGUAUUUAAAUUAAUGACGUUUUAACUGGACCACCCUGUAGAUGAGAACUAAUUGAAAAUCCUAUAGUUCUUAGUGCCCUCCCUCAGGUAUUGGCGGCCAUCUUUGAUUGAAUUGUAGUAGCAGAAACGUCACGUGACGUUUUUUUUUAUACGAGGAAUAUUUAAAAAAUUCUUUAUACAUGUUAGUUUAAUUAAAUCCCAAACUACUACUGCCCGGGAGAAACUAUGUAUAUUUCCAUAUUUGGAUGUUGUGGGAGGAGCCUAUUUUUUUAAGGCAUAAAGGGCGUGGCUCUUGUUUCUUUAUUACCAGGGCCAUUCGAAAUAUUUUUAUUAUUUCCACAUCGGACCAGAAAUGGGUCUGCUUAUACUGACUUAACGUGAUUUUAUCCGCGACUGUAUUACGGUUUCUUAAAUAUCAUUCGUAAUGGUAUUACAUUAUAUCAUAUAUAUUUAUAUAUAUAUAUAUAGUUUUUUUAAAUUGGAUGGAUAGGAUAAAAAAUCAAAAUAACUACUCAUUUUAGGUGACUAUGUUAAUAUUUUUCCUGAUCCAGCAAAUUAUCGAAGUAAUCAAUUUUUUAUUGCUAUUGUGGUAGUACCUGUCUCAUUCUAACCCUCCCGUUUCCUUUCCCUCUCCCUCCACCCUUCUCCAGUAAUGUUAUAGUACAUAUUUAUUUAUCGCAUAAAUUUCAUAAUUUUAUUUAAAACGAUAUUGUCUCAAUUAAUUGUAUAUUAGUCACAUACAUCGAGGUCCACAAGUUAGGUCUACUUUCUGUACAUACUUAAAUUCUUAUGUUUUUUUUUUGUUUUAAUUUAUUAUCGAAAACAAAUGAAUUUAAGUCAUAUUAACAGCAUGAAAACGGUCGGUUACUAAUGUUUAUGUGUGUUUUUUGGGAUACCGGUGACAAUUGUAACAAAAUAACCAUUUGAUUUUUUUGUACGUCAUGUUUGUUCAAGUAAAGUAAUAAUAUUUUAGAAGCAUAUAUAUACUUUGCACUAAAAAAUCAAUAUGAACACACAUGGGUGUUAAAUGUAACAGUUAUUAAAAGUACUAAUUAACACGUUGAAGGACACUAACACAUUUUAGAAGUUGUCAAUUUUAGCAAUUAGUUUAAAUUUUGACGCUGAUUGACGUUCUGUCACAAUAUUAAGAAUUUACCAGAGGCGAUAAUGACACAACGCUGAUCAGCGUUGUGUCACAUCAUAAUUCCACAUAAUAAUGUGACUGUGUCACAACGCUGAUCAGCGUUAUUUGUUUUUCUUUUUAAAUGAAAGUCAACACUUAAGAGAAAUUUCUUUAUUUGAAAAGAUACAUGGGUAUGGCUUAAGAAAGACUAAUUUAUACUAAUUAGCAUUUUUUUUUUCAUGCCACUCCUCGAAACAGUCUGGACAUAAUGGUGGCUUGUCUCCUUACGUAUUUUCUUGCGUGUGCAUAACCUGCAUUUCAAAAAAACAGAUUUUUUGUUUGAUUUUGCGGUAGGCUCACCGGGAUUUUUUUCUGGCCAGUGGCCAUUUGAACUUAGUCCAGGCUGUUGUGCAUAGAAAAAACUUCAGAGAAAUUUUUCUCUGAGCGUCGAUUGUCAUGUUUUUGACUACGUAUUAAAUCUUUUGCUUCAAUAUCCCUAGGCAAUUGAAUUAAACAUUUUAUUAAUUUAUCUCUAUAUUGAAGAUAUCGGAAUGUUCUGGAGUUGCCUUUGCAGAAUUUACGAGUAAGAUAAUGCGCAUUCCACGCCGUUACAUCAAUUAAAUGAAAAAGAGCCUUUUUGUACCAUCGCAUGGUUUUUCUGGGGGUGGAGUAGGUCGAUGUCAUUUGAUCGCAGCGGUCAAUGCCGGACAUAUGAUCAUUGUACGUGGCUAUUUCUUUAGGUUUCAUUUGCUCUUUUCCAUAUCGAUUUUCUACGCAGACCAUCUGAGGAUGGUUUCGGGUAGUAAUCACCAACAUGUCACGCUUAUCCCGCCAUUUAGACACAGAAACUUGUUUCCUCCUAACCCAAAAAUGUUGGCCCUUUUUUAGUUUUCUUUUAAUUAAAGUUUUUGGGUUACUUUUCCUGUUUGAACGUAAAGUGCCAUUGGUGUGCGUCUUGAAACUUAGCAAUUUUUCGGACAACGCUAUUGUAAUAGUUAUCCAUAAACAGCUCAUGACCUUUCAUUAAAUAAGGUUUCAUAAGUCUUAGCACUAGAGCUUCAGUCUUAGUGUUGUCUGACUCGUCAUCUUCGUUUACUGGACCACUGUAUAAUUCCAUAUUUAGGAGGUAGCCGUCCUAGAUGUAGAUGUUGUUAGUUCAAAAAAUUUAGGGGAAACUGGCCUAAAAUGACAUACCCUAAACAAAAGCUUCCACAAAACUUAGGAAUAUUUAUUGAUGACCAUUCAUUUCAAGUUCAGUGAGUUCGUUAGUUUAUGCCAGUUCCCAUGGAAGACAACAAAGCUUUAAUUUUUUUCACUUUAAAAUAUUGAUGCCAAAUUUUAAAAAAAAUGUGCAGUAUGUCAUUUUAGGCUUAUACUUGGGCAAAAUGACAUACACCUUUUUAUAGAUAAUGUUGCAAAUAAAAAAGGUAGAAAUAACGAAAAAACAAAUGUCUAUUCAGUUACAAAGUUCGCAAGUAAAAAACUUAGUGCGACGGAAGACCCCUGCGCAUUCUGCGUGACGCCACUUUUUACAUUUUUGACACCGCAGCCAAAGCUCGCCUGAUUUGGACUGGGAAUAAAGGCUGUUGCAAUAGAUACACGCAGCAUCUUCAUCAUCGUCUUCGACCUCAGCAAAUGGAUCUUGAUUUUUUUCUUCAUCAUCGGUCCACAAUUUGACUUUAACCUGGUUACGUUUUGCACGUCGCUCCAAGACUAAACGUUUCUCUUCUUCUUUCGCCUUGAGUUCUUCCAUGUUAGGUGUAGAUGUUAGCACAACCGUUCCCUGUCUUUUCCGAUUUGUUCGUUUAAAAGAUGCUGAUACCUUGGGUAUUGGAAUGAUGCUUUCCACGGAAACCCGGCUACUGUCUAAUAUAUUAUCUUCUUCUUCAUUUGGAGUUAUAUGGGAUGGUCCAGGUCUGCCUGUCGGCUUGUGAUGGUGGAGGGGAUGUGUUUGGAUGAGGUCCUUGGUGGUCUCGUGUUUGUAAUUCCGGAUCAUUUUGUUCAGGGAUGGCGGUUGUUAAUGAUGCAGCGAACAUCCAGUCGGGAAAAACAUUGGCGUUAAACGGAUGGAUUCCGGUUUUUUUAAACCCACUAACGGCAUUUUCCAUAGUUGCACUGCGUUCAUAGGCUUCAGAAAAUAGCUUUCCUACUUGAAAAGGAGAUACAGUGCGACCUGGAUUAUUCUUGAGCCACUUUGUAAUCGCUUGGUUAUAAUAAGCAGAUAGAGGACCAAAAAAUGACACAUCCAGGGGUUGUAAUCGGUGUGUGCAAUGCGGAGGAAAGCAAAUCAUUAGGACACCAUUUUCUUUAGCCAACGUAAUAACUUCCAAUUGUUUGUGGCUAAUGUGACCAUCAAGCAGUAAAAGGGUUUUCUUAUUUUGAGAUGAAUGUGUAAACUUUAUAAAAUGUUUCAGCCGCUUACAAAACAGGUCACCUGUCAUCCAGCCCGAUUCUUGAAACAAGCCCAAUGUCCCAGCUGGUGCGUCAUCAAUUAACUCUGGCUUCCAUUUUUUUCGAGAAAAAACCAGAGCCGGUGGCACAAAAUUACAUAUUGGAUUCAUAGCACAAACUACAGAAGUGUGUGCCCCCCGCUCUGUACUUGUAAUGGCACCAACCUGCUUUCUUCCCUUUGUGGCCAUAAUUUUUUGCGGACGUUGAACCGUAGAAAGCGCAGACUCGUCAACAUUGUAGAUACGGUCAAAGGUUAUGUUAUGUUCCGCUACUGUAUGUUCCAAUAAAUUGAAAAAAAUUUCAACUUGCGGCUUAUUGAAACCCUGCGCACGAGCCGCUGAAGUGGCUUCCGGUGUUCUGAGUGAAAUGUUAGGAUUGCGCCCCCUAAAGCCCACAAGCCAAUCCCAGGCAGCGUUUUUCUUAAUCCUGUUAAAUCUGUGGGGUAACUUCUUCCUUUCAGCUAAUUCAAAUGCCAAUUGCCUGACCUCUGUUGUGUUCAGGCCAAACAUGCAUGUUUCCAAUUUCUUAAUAUGUUGCACUAUCUCGCGUUCAAGUUCUGCAGAAAAUGUAGGUCCAUAACGACCCAAACCUUUUUGAGAACCUUUUAUUCUUUUAUUUUUAUCCUGUGCCCUUCGUCUAAGGGUUGCUUGCGGUACACCAUAUCUUUUAGACGCCGCCAACCAGCCUAGAUCACCGUUUUGGACUGCUUUAAUAGCUUCGCUCAUGCUUGCCUCACCCCAAUUUUGACGCGUCGAUUUACGCGUAUACUUUCCAACCGUAUUAUGUGAAAUCAUAAAGACAUAGGUAUAGGUUUCAGCCUAAUGCCUAUGUCGUUUUACACCAACACUGUGUAUGUCAUUUUACCCAAAGAAUAAGUGUGUUAGAAAUGACCCAAAUACUUAUUAAAAACACAAAAAAAACGGGGUUAAAUCACAUCAAAAUAAAGAAAAAAGUCUAUUUUUUACCUGGACUAACCGUACUUAGGCUUAUUGUACCUAUGCAUUUAUACCUAUGCUUUUUGCAAGUGAUAUCGAGAAAUUAGGAAACCACAGAACAAUGUUUUCAGGUUCGGAAAAAGUUUUUUUCGGUAUUUCUUAAAAACACGUGUAUUCUGCUCCGCAGAGUAGACUCGACUGAGGUCACAGCUGCAAACCAAUUACAUUUUGUCAUUUACGACAGCGUUGCCACUUCUCAAAUUAGAGAAGUGGCCGAUAUGCCAUUUUACCCUAGUAUGUCAUUUUAGGCCAGUUUCCCCUAAGUCCAUAUCGAGACUUCUUAUUCUUUAUUCAAACUCUGAAUUUUAAUCUUCCACGAAAACUCAAUUACGAUUCAUCAAUUGAAAGUUCCUUGGAAGGGCUAUAAACACUCUGAAAUUGCUGAAUUAGCAUGUCUAUUAGGGGCUGGAUUUUAUCCUUGCCUUUAGAAUUCACUCGAGAACAACAUAAAACCCUUAAGAUUAGCUCAAACCUUCUGGAUGACAUUAUAUAUGAAAAUAUGGGAUGAAAAUACAAUGUAUCCGAAUAAGAAAAAUAGCGUCGCAUGUUCUUGGUAGAAACUUGUCCUUGUAAUAGGCAUAGACCCAAAAACAUCUUUAUUUCUUGGUUGCUUACCGGGCGAAAACUUGCAUGUCUGCUAUAGCGUGUUUUAGGUCUAUUAGUAUUUGUUAAUGAUAUACCGUAGUUGUUUGUACAGUCAACAAGGUAGUUUAAUAUACUUGAAGUAAACAGUCAUUCAAACACUUCCAUAACUGUUGAGUGUGGUCCAAUAUUUAUUUUUAAAACGUUGCUGCCCUCAUCAAAGUUAAAAUCAGAAAUUGGAGCGAUCAUAGGUUCCCAGGGAUCUAUAUCCGAGACUAAUGGUGAAGAAGGUCUUGGCGUGUGUGAUGGAGAAUCCUCUGAUGAAACAACUUCGUCAUCUAAUACAGGUACUGUGUUUUUUUGCUUGUACGUGACUGUCUUUCUAUAUUUGGAGCACUCGAAGACAGUUCAUCACUUUCAUCAGAUUCGGAAGAUGGUUCAUAAUUUUUGUCAGUGGAUACAACGUUUUUUAAGUUUUAUUCAUUUUCAGACAUUGCUUUUAAUUUAAGUGAAGCAAUUUCAAAAAUAGCUUUAACGGGUGCACAGUUACACUGAAAGAUGUGUAAGCUGUUGUAAAACUGUAAUGUUUUCCCAAAAAGUUCAAAUUGGCUGAUUUUCAAAAAUGCUUGUAGUUUCAAAAGUUUUUGAGGUAAAAAAGCGGUUAAUACCUUAAAAGGUGCACCGUGGAACGUUUUACCUUUGAGUGAAAUUCUUAUGACAUAACCUCAAAUAUUUUCCAAGAUAUCUUAAAAAAUGUAAAAUUGGACAAAAAAAAAUGAUGAUUACGAAAAUCACCUUAGCAAAACGAAGUUUUCAGUUACAAAGAUAACAACGUUUUGUAAGUUUCAUUCACCUUCAGACAUUGCUUUUAAUUUAAGUGAAGGAAUUUCAAAAAUGGCUUUAACGGGUUCACAGUUACACUGAAAGAUGUGUAAGUUGUUAUAAAAUUUUAAUGUUUUCUCAAAAAGUACAAAUUGGGUAAUUUUCUAAAAUGCUUGUAAUUUCAAAAGUUUUUAAGGUACACAGACCGUUUAUAUCUCAAAAUGUACAUCGGAGAACGUUUUUCCUUUGAGUGAAAUCUUAUGCAAUAACCUCAAAUAUUUUCCAUCUUAAAAAAUGUAAAAUUUGACAAAAAACAUUGGUGAUUACGAAAAUCACUUUAGCAAAGCGAAUUUUUCAGUUACAAAAUCACCCUAGAUCACAACGUUUUGUAAGUUUCAUUCAUCCUCAGGCAUUGCUUUUGACUUAAAUGAAAGAAUUUGAAGAAUAUCUUUAACGGGAGCAGAGAUACACUGAAAAAUGUGUAACCAAUUGUCAAAUUUUACUGUUUUCUCAAAAAGUUCAAAUUGCCUGAUUUUCAAAAAUGCUUGUAAUUUUAAAAGUUUUUGAGGUACAAAAGCGGUCAAUACCUUAAAGUGUGCAUCGUGGAACGUUUUACCUUUGAGUGAAAUCCUUAUGACAUAACCUCAAAUAUUUUCCAAAAUAUCUUAAAAAAUUUAAAAUUGGACAAAAAAUGGUGGUUACGAAUAUAACCGAAGCCGAGCAAUUUUUCAGUUAUAAAAUUACGCCGUAUGACAAUGUUUGUUUUUUCACUGUUUUCUCAAAAAAUUCAAAUUGGCUGAUUUUUAAAAAUGCUUGUACAUAUACAACGUUUUGUAUGUUUGUUUCAUCUUCAGACAUUGCUUUUAAUUUAAGUUAAGGAAUUUCAAAAAUAGCUUUAACGGGUGUACAGUUACACUGAAAGAUGUGUAAGUUGUUGUAAAAUUUUAAUGUUUUCUCAAAAAGUUCAAAUUGGCUGAUUUUCAAAAAUGCUUGUAGUUUCCAAAGUUUUUGAGGUAGAAAAGCGGUUAAUACCUUAAAAUGUGAACCGUAAAACGUUUUACCUUUAAGUGAAAUCUUAUUCAAUAACCUCAAGUAUUUUCGAAGAUAUCUUAAAAAAUGGAAAAUUGGACAAAAAAAAUUGAUGAUUACGAAAAUCACCUUAGCAAAAAGAAUUUUUCAGUUACAAAAUCACCCUAGAUAACAACGUUUUGUAAGUUUCAUUCAUCUUCAGACAUUGCUUUUAAUUUAAGUGAAGGAAUUUCAAAAAUAGCUUUAACGGGUGCACAGUUACACUGAAAAAUGUGUAAGCAAUUGUAAAAUUUGACUGUUUUCUCAAAAAGUUCAAAUUAGCUAAUUUUCUAAAAUGCCUGUAGUUUCAAAAGUUUUUGAGAUACAAAAGCGGUUAAUAUCUCAAAAUGUGCAUCCUGGAACGUUUUACCUGUGAGUGAAUUCUUAUAACCUCAAAUAUUUUUGAAGAUAAUCUAAUAAAUGUAAAAUUUUACAAAAAAAAUUGAUGGGUGCGAAAGUCACUUUAGCAAAGCGAAUUAACAUCUUAAACACUAUGCAUGUACGUGUAUCCUUUAUUGGAUCCUUAAUCUCUUUUUUUUGUUUAAAAAACCGCUACUUAGAGCAUAUUGACAUAUAUUCAUUGAUAACCCUGUUAGCUGUUUCCUCGUAAACCGAUUAUGGCAGUAUGCUCUACAUUUGUUUUUCUCGGUCUAGAUUUCAUUUUGCCAAACCAAAUUAGGAAUAUUUAAUAAAAUUUGUAUAAACUGAACAGUUCAUCUAGGCUCGCCUUAUGUUACAAUUGACGUGGGUCUCUCUCUACAAUAGAAAAUGGAAAUCGAGCAGUUUAUGUUUGACUUGUGGGCCGCCCUGUACGAUCCCUUCGUUCCAAAUUUAUCUCGCUAAUUGUUAAGUUAUACCCUUUUUAUUUUUAAAUAGUUAUAUUUUUGUUAUUGCAUUUUUUUUUGUUGUAUAUUUGAAUUGUCACGGUCAUUUUCCGGGUUAUUAUAGAAAUUUUUCAUUUUUUCUUGAUGUAGGUAUGUUGUGUUUCUUUUUUUUUUUUGUUAAUUUUCCCGCAAUGAUUAUUUUAUUCGAGAAAAUUAAAGAAAAAAAGAAGAAAAAAGGUAUUUUCAAUUAUUAAAUUAGUACCACAUAUUGUGGUAACCAUUUGUACGCUGUUUGUAAUGAAAAGCGUAAAAAUAGUGAAAUUUUUGUGCAACAGCUUAAUUAGCUGCCAAAAAUCGGUGUUUUUUGAGUUGAAUUGUUGCUUGCAUUAAGUUAUAUCAAGAAUGUUUUUCUCGAAUCACCCCCAUAGGUAAGCUUCUUGGGGGUGUUACUUUUCCCUGUUAUGAAUACCAAAGAGAAACUAUUUCAUUAAGAAUUUGCACAAACAAUUGAAUUUAAAUUAGUACUGCCUAUUAGUUGGUACGUGGCUGAUUAUAAGAAAACUUGGCAACAAGGCACGAUAAAAACUGAACGUAACGUUGCCAACAGUUUAUUUAUUUAUUAUUCAUCUAACGCUAAUGCAACCGACAAUUCAAUAAAAAGAAAAAAAUUUAAUGCGAAAUUAUUUAAAUCGAUAUGCGCUCGCGCAAAAUCCAUCGUUGCGCCCGCGCGUUCACGUGAAAGGUGCCUUAGUUAUACGGGGUGAUUUCCAAAAGUUAUAAUCAGCGCAAUAAAAUCCGUAUAUGAGCACCCCGUAUACCUUAUGAUAAUUAUGUAACUGAUUAUUAUUGUUAAAUAUUGUCUUUUUUUUGUGUUUUUUCAAAUUGUUGUUCUGGCACCAGUAAAUUGUUAAAAAAAAAAUGUUUAUUCAAAUUUUGUAAUUUUUGAGUUUGAAGAGUAAAAAAAGAGAAUCAUUGGUUUUUUUUUGUUACAAAUAAAGUGGUCAUUGAUAUUUUAUUUGUA
Molecule: messenger RNA, 27749 nt
Organism: Anthonomus grandis grandis
Lineage: Eukaryota; Metazoa; Arthropoda; Insecta; Coleoptera; Curculionidae
Product: ataxin-2 homolog
Exons: 15
Coding region: 375-3149 (924 amino acids)
Biological process (GO): cytoplasmic stress granule assembly
Cellular component (GO): cytoplasmic stress granule
Molecular function (GO): RNA binding
Source: RefSeq, a predicted model, not a curated record